AUGGAGGUUACAACACACGCACAACACAAGGCCGUUACGCUAUACAAGGAACCACAUCACCUCGAUAGCGUCAACUGGGAAGAGGGCCUGGGAAAGGGCUGUGGCAAAAGCGCGCAACAAGACUUAGACCAACUCACGGUGGUUGAUUCCAUUGUCGUGACGCCCGACGCCGCGCCACAGAGCCCGCAAGACUACACAAGGAGCGGUCGUCCUGCCGUACCUCACUACACACUCAGCUCUUCCGGCAGCGCGAUGGCCGACAAGCAACACACAUUCAAAGCACCUUCGCCGGCUAGGACACCAGGGAGGCCCACAAGGCCGACCCUGAAUGUUCAGAGCUCCUCGUCAUCCUCUCUGUCGUCGCUAAGAUCGCGCGCCAGGCGUCUCUCUUCAGAAGAAAUCAUAAAUGAAAUGGAGAACGAACAGGAUGCCAUUGUGGUGCGACUGCUGCGCGAGAUCGACCAGCUCAAAGACGAAAAUAACAGGCUCCGCAAGAAUCUGUGCGCGGUUUUGAACGGCGACCCUCAGACGCCGGCGGGCCCUGCGCUCUCGAGGCGAUCCUCACUCAACAGCUGUGCUAGCAAUAGCAGCGGUAGCGGCAGUCUUUCUUCGUCUCACGCAGGCACUACACCAGGCGUUUUAGCGGCAACCCCCACUGCAAGCAGCCCGGCCCUUUCUAGAAGGCCGUCCUCGUCCGCCACACCAAUAGAUACACUUACCCCCACUCUUUUGCUUCAGCGCAAGCGCAACUCUUUAUCAUCAUCUGUCCCUGCAACCCCCAAGAAUUCCGGAGACUUCGUCGACCUCUACGCUCCUGCACCCGUGUCCAAGUUUGGUGCUGUUGAUGUCAGCCUCGACGCGCCGGGCUCUUGCGGCUACCGCAGAAGACGUUCCUCAAUGAAGUCUACAGAGGGCUCAAAUAAACUUCAGCGAUCCACAAGAUGA
Molecule: messenger RNA, 945 nt
Organism: Lachancea thermotolerans CBS 6340
Lineage: Eukaryota; Fungi; Ascomycota; Saccharomycetes; Saccharomycetales; Saccharomycetaceae
Gene: RTS3
Product: Rts3p
Exons: 1
Coding region: 1-945 (314 amino acids)
Source: RefSeq, a predicted model, not a curated record